Moneuplotes crassus is the source of this 1577-nucleotide messenger RNA. The record is from the annotation of a GenBank genome assembly. Lineage: Eukaryota; Ciliophora; Spirotrichea; Euplotida; Euplotidae.
GAAAAUGAUUAAGAGAAAAGAUGCUAGAAGAGCAUUCAAUCGAUACAACAGGACAUUAUAUCGAGAAUAACAAUGAUUCAUAUACAAGUGUGUAUGGAAAUAAUACACAAUGAUUAGACUUGAUAGAAAAUGCUGAUGUAUAUUUCAAACAAUCUGAAGAGAAAUAUACAGGUAAAACAAUCUACAAACCUAGAUCUAUUCUUCUUGAUGAAGGAGCAUCAGAUAUCGAAAAGAUCUUGUGAAAAUCUUCAUCAAAAUGACUUGAUCCAAGUUCUAUCAUAUACAAUAAUGGGUGAAAUGCGAAAAAUUCAUUUAAAUACCCAGAGGAAAAUAAUGAACAAAGUAAUUCUCAGCAUUUUCUUUCUGAAGUCAGAAAAUAAAAUUGAAGAGUCAGAUAGAAUUCCUGAAAUUCAGAUUAUUUUUAGUCUUGAAGGUUCAGUUCAAUCAAGAUUUUUUAAUCAUGAUAUGAUAUCUGGAUUAAUUUUGGAUGAAACUUCUUCAGCAGAAGUUGUAGCGCAUGCACUCUUUCCAGAUGUUGAAGCAGGCAGCUAUCCUGUAGGUUUGGGUUUGUACAACUCAGUUGAAGGAAUGUGAAAUUUAAUCGAACUCUCAAGCAUCUCUUUCAUCUAUACAAACCACGGAAUGAGUAAAAUAAAUGAGCUUAUGUAUCCUCAAGAUCAUUUCGAAGAUUCCAACCUCUUUGGCUAUGAGUUAGAGUGGGAAAAAUAACAACCAUGUUGUUGCUGACUAUAUAUCAGACUUGACUAGUAUCUCUCGUUUUCCAAUGUAUUCCUCUUCUUGUUACCGUAAAAUUGCUACAAACAUGGUUCAGUUUCCUCGGAUACAUUUUCUGACAGGAUUUUUAUCUCCUCUGGGUACUACUGAACCUCAGUCGGCAGAAGAUCUUUUCAAGAACCUUCAUACACAUAAUCUAAGUUUAGCUUCAUUUAUACAGCUGAGCCCACCUGAAAAUUUUGAAAAACCAACUGCCAAUCAAGAUGUUUGGAUGGAAGAUAGAGAAUCAGAAAGAGUCUGGAAUAAUAUAGAAUCCAGCUUACUUACCUCUUCUGGCAUUUUUAGACUUUCUGAACCAGAAGAUACUUCAGAGAUAGAAAUGUUAUAUGAGGACUACUGCCCCAAUAACAAUGAAAACAGUACCCAUCAAGCUUUCUCUGAUAUGCCAAGAGUAAAUCCUUUAACAAAAGAGAAGUUUGCAAGUCAUGCUGCAAUCACAGUUAAUUCGCAUGCUAUUAAAUAAAGGAUUGAGAUAUUUGUUCCCUUAUUCUCAGAUCAGACGGAGGUAAGGCCUUCCUUUACCAAGCUCGAAAGUAUGAAAUGGAUGAGCUUUAUUUCGCUGAAAUGGAAGCUAACAUAGCAGAUUUACAUUCAGAAUACACCUAUAAUUAUGGCUAUUAUGAAGAAGAUGAAGAUGAGGAUGACCAAGAUGAAGAUGAAAAUGACUUCGAUUAAGUAAAAAUUAUUUGAGGAACUUGCUUAGUAAGACCAAAAAUGAGUAAAGAUUCAAAAAUGAGUAACAUGAAAUUGAGAAUGCAAGUAAAUAAUUGUUUCAAUUAAAA